CUACCAACGACAGAAUUCAAGUACCUUGUCUUAAAAUCAAUCUAUCAGCAAUUCACCUGAUUUCAGAGACCAAAAACCCUCGGUGUUCAAUGGCAAAGCCCGAGAAUUCUAAGUCCAAUUCUUCAAAUCUCCCUCCUUUCGUCCAGUCCUCCGCCAAAAUACACCCAACAAAUGACCCAGAAUCUGACCCCAAUUCGUAUUCCCUCGAAAAAUUCCGUCUAUACGAAACCAGAGCGCGGUAUUACUUAAUUGGGAGUGAUCGGAACAAAAGGUUCUUCAGAGUGUUAAAAAUUGACCGAAUGGAACCAUCUGAUCUCAAUAUCAGCGAAGACCCCGUGGUGUAUUUGCCGCAGGAAGUCAAGAGCUUGCUGCAGAGGGUGGCCGAGGGUAAUAGAGCUACUGGAGGGCUGAAUUUUAUAGCAAAAGUCUAUGGCAUUGCUGGUUGUAUCAAUUUUUUGGAGUCAUAUUAUUUGAUAUUGGUAACAAAACGGAGGCAAAUCGGAAGUAUAUGUGGUCAUGCUAUAUAUUGUAUUGAUGAGAGCCAAAUAAUUACAAUUCCGCAUGUCUCUGUUCAAACUGAUGUUGCUCAUUCGAAAACUGAGCUGAGGUAA
Messenger RNA from Ilex paraguariensis (yerba mate), 611 nucleotides. The record is from the annotation of a GenBank genome assembly. NCBI's taxonomy places the organism in Eukaryota, Viridiplantae, Streptophyta, Magnoliopsida, Aquifoliales, Aquifoliaceae.